AUGAGUGAACCAAGUGAUUUAGAAAGUUGCGAAGCAGAGGAUACUGUACUAACAAAUGUUGAAAGUGAGGUUGAAAGCUUGUUUACAAGAAAGAUUGCAUCUACCGAGAAGGGAGCGUUAUCAGGAGAAGAACAUAUAUUUGUGAACAUAGACAAUCCAAACUCUACCAUUAUUAUUAAUAAGAUCAGCGAUGAAUAUGACCUCAACAUUGAUGCUAUUGCAUUCAAACUUGAUAAAAAAUUCAGCUUAGAAAUAAUAGAAGAUAUUAAAUUUUUAAUACAGUAUUGUAAUAUGGGGACAACAGCGCAAAUAAAAUAUUUACAAGGCAAAUACCCCACUCAUCUAAUAUAUAGCAAGGACUUAUAUGCUGCAAUUAGAAAGUUUCGCCCUAUAGCUAAAUCUCUUUUGAAUAAUGCUACUUAA
Scutellospora calospora is the source of this 423-nucleotide messenger RNA. The record is from the annotation of a GenBank genome assembly. Lineage: Eukaryota; Fungi; Glomeromycota; Glomeromycetes; Diversisporales; Gigasporaceae.